Messenger RNA from Oncorhynchus tshawytscha (Chinook salmon), 2409 nucleotides. Its product is annotated as RING finger protein 44. Lineage: Eukaryota; Metazoa; Chordata; Actinopteri; Salmoniformes; Salmonidae. The record is from RefSeq and is a predicted model, not a curated record. The transcript has 11 exons. Bases 451 to 1788 code for a protein of 445 amino acids.
CAUUACGGUAAAGCAGACAGGAUGGAGUGCGCUCUCUCAAAUGCGCCCAAAUGGGGGUAAAACGUUUACUGCGAACCCCCAAAACAAGUGUCGGGGUUUUCUACCGGCCAUGUACAAUCAACUGGAGUAUAUUGUGAUUACAAUUUGGCGGCGUCUAGUCAUAAAUCCCGCGUAAGAUGUUGGUUUCAGGUGUUUUGUAAUACAAGGUAUAAUGUUUGUACCUUUCUUUACAAUAGUGGUGAAAUCCACGGAAUGUUCCACAUAGGAACAGCUGACGACAAUGCCGCACCGAAAAUAUGAACGAGAUAUGAAGGAUUACAAGAAGUAUCAUUAAAUCAAAUGCUUGCUAAUUAACAAUCAGGGUAAAGACAGAGGUUAGAGGGCACGUGCCUCCAGCACCCCUGCUCUCCUCUUCCAGAGUGUGACUCGUCGGGCCCCACGACGUCACCAAUGCGACCAUGGGAAAUAGCAGUGACUAGGCGGCCACCGACAGCCCCCUUGAACCAGAGGAGGUUCCUAGGAGAGCCCUGCAACACCCCAGUGCACCUCAGGAGAAGCCCGCCAGUGAGACGACAGUGGGGGAUUCGAGACCGACCGGUCGUACUGCACGACUCCUCGCUCCAGGAUGAGAACUUCCACCACCCUCUCUUCUCCCAGCAACAUCAGCAGGUUCUUUUAGAUGAGGCCAGACAGUACAGCCACGCCAGUGCCCCGCCACGCAUGCUCCACCCUGCCGCACACCCACCUCGGCAUCAACAGACCCCCAUCAUGGUGGAGCUACACGACCAGGGAUCCGUUCCCACCUCUUACACUGUUACCACGGUGACGACGCACGGUUUUCCCAUCCACACCGGGCAACCUCUCCCAGGGUGCAACAGUCAGCAGCUCCCAGCAUGCUCGGUAAUGUUCAGCGGACAGCUCUCUCUGCUCUGCUGCCUUCCUCCUCCUCUCAUCCAAGCCUGUACAAUGCAGCAUUUGCCAGUGUCUUACCAAGCUUUCCCACCCUUGAUCUCCAGCGAACAUUUUAUAUUGCACCCCAACCCCCCGGGGCCCCCACCCCACCAGCCUCCUCACCUUACUCCUCUCAGCCAGUUCCUCCCUCUCCAGAGGCAGCACCCACGCAUGCCUCUCCAGAGGGUAGAGAAUGAAGUGGACCUCAGGGGGGACCAGCAUCCAUUAGGAACGUUCUCUUACCCCGCCUCGAGCCUCCACCACCCAUCAGCGCUGCCUCCCUCUGUCCCCCUCCAGUACCUCCCUCAGGAGCCUCUGCACCAAGAGAUGCCCUCCUUCUCAGUGCCAUACCCCCACAUGCUGCCGCGACGUGUCAGUGGUCACAGGUACCGGUUACAGCAGCCCCUGCCCCCGCCGCCUCCGCCGCCACCACCCUACUACCCAGGCUUCCUGCCCUACUUCCUGUCGAUGCUUCCUGUGCCUCCUACAGCAGUGGGACCAGCAAUCAGUCUGGACCUGGAUGUAAACGAUGUGGAGAUGGAGAACUAUGAGGCAUUACUGAACCUGGCUGAAAGGCUGGGAGAGGCUAAACCACGAGGAAUCACCAAGGCAGACAUCGAGCAGCUUCCAUCCUACAGGUUCAACCUCGACAACCAUCAAUCUGAACAAACGCUGUGUGUUGUGUGCUUUAGUGACUUCGAGUGUCGGCAGCUGCUGAGGGUAUUACCCUGCAACCACGAGUUCCACGCCAAGUGUGUCGACAAAUGGUUAAAGACCAAUCGCACUUGCCCAAUCUGCCGGGCGAACGCGUCAGAGGUGCACCGCGAGGUGGAGUGAGUGAUACCCAGGCUUCUGGAUCUUUGAUUGGAAAGCAGCACAAAACUAAACCCACAGAGUCUGUCUGUCUGUCUUAGCGCCUGCCUCAGCCUGCCUGGGGACGUCUGCCACCAACCCUGCUUGCGUCCCCCACCCCCCACAACUACUCCUGCCCCACCUCAACAACAAUAAGCAAUCUAAGAUUGCAUGUUUGAGGCCCUUCCCUCGGUCGUACCUCUGUUGUGCUUCUACUGCUGCAUCUGAUGGAAAAAGCUACUGCCUGCUACCAACCCAUAGUCACAGAGUUGUCCUGUCAGUCCGUCUGUCUCCCUGGGAUAGCCAUUGAUCCACCACCUUGAUCUGCUCCUCUGCCUGGGUCAGUGUUGCAGAUUCUGGGAUAGCCAUUGAUCCACCACCUUGAUCUGCUCCUCUGCCUGGGUCAGUGUUGCAGAUUCCAAAGAUGUGACCUACCAUAUGUUGUUAUCGUCGUCGGGCUUUUACGUUGACAAGUUGUUGUUUUGUUAUCUUGUGGUUUUGGUUAGUUCUUUGUGACAGAGGGGUGUUGGAGGUUCCUGCAUUGGAGAUGGUGAUGGUGAUGGGGGGGGGUGUGUUUUAAGUUUUAAGGACCUGGUGGAGCCGGAG